Phlebotomus argentipes is the source of this 1527-nucleotide messenger RNA. RefSeq names its product glycine receptor subunit alpha-4-like. The record is from RefSeq and is a predicted model, not a curated record. The transcript has 8 exons. Gene Ontology annotation, molecular function: transmembrane signaling receptor activity; extracellular ligand-gated monoatomic ion channel activity; chloride channel activity. Lineage: Eukaryota; Metazoa; Arthropoda; Insecta; Diptera; Psychodidae. The coding region runs from base 1 to 1335 and encodes 444 amino acids. Gene Ontology annotation, biological process: chemical synaptic transmission; signal transduction; nervous system process. Gene Ontology annotation, cellular component: neuron projection; synapse; membrane.
AUGAUCCGGUGGACUGUUUUCUGUCUCCUCCUGACUCUGAUGUGCGGCAGGAUCAGCCGCAGCGAGCAUCAGACGAGCCUCACCUUCAACGACAUCCUCCCGGAAGAUCACAAGAGCUACGACAAGAUGCGACCGCCGAAGAAAGAAGGCCAGCCAACGACGGUCUUCUUCCACGUCACCGUUAUGGGCCUGGAUUCCAUCGACGAGACGUCCAUGACGUACGCCGCGGACAUCUUCUUCGCCCAGACAUGGAAGGAUCACCGGCUGCGACUGCCUGAGAACAUGACGUCGGAGUAUCGGCUGCUGGAAGUGGAGUGGCUGAAGCACAUGUGGCGUCCGGACUCCUUCUUCAAGAACGCCAAGUCAGUCACCUUCCAGACCAUGACCAUCCCCAAUCACUACAUGUGGCUGUACAAGGAUAAGACAAUCCUGUACAUGGUGAAGCUCACACUCCGACUCUCUUGCGCCAUGAAUUUCCUCAUCUAUCCUCACGAUACUCAGGAAUGCAAGCUGCAGAUGGAGAGCCUGUCUCACACGACGGACGACAUGAUUUUCCAGUGGGAUCCGGAUGUGCCUCUGGUUGUCGAUGAGAAUAUUGAGCUCCCACAAUUGGCGCUGGUGCGAAAUUACACGGCUGAUUGCACACAAGUCUACUCAACAGGGAAUUUUACCUGUUUGGAAGUGGUUUUCGUCCUGAAACGUCGUCUCGGUUAUUAUCUCUUUCACACCUAUGUUCCAACAUGCUUAAUUGUCAUCAUGUCGUGGGUGAGUUUCUGGAUAAAACCCGAAGCAGCUCCUGCCCGGGUGACUCUGGGAGUCACGAGUUUGCUGACCCUCUCGACGCAACACGCUAAAUCCCAAGCAUCUCUGCCACCAGUGUCCUAUCUCAAGGCCGUGGACGCCUUCAUGUCCGUCUGCACAAUAUUCGUCUUCAUGGCUCUCAUGGAGUACUGCCUGGUGAACAUCGUCCUGGGCGACACUCCACCGACCAAAACCUCCUCAUCUGCAGCAGACAAGGGCGACAAGAUGAUGGAGCCGAAGGGACGCAACAGUGUCUGCCGGGGAUCCUUGCUUUCGCAGUUCGGCAAGCGGGAAAACGACAACUCCACCGAUGUGCCGUGGGUUCCACGCCAGGACAACUCCAUGCUCUCCCUCCAGCCAAUCCCCCUCGGACCGGAAAUGACCGGCGAGAAGCCCGAACCGCCCAAACUCACUCCCGCCCAGAUUCGCCUCCGCCGAGCCAUCAACAUCGAUCGCUUCUCGCGCGUCUUCUUCCCGUUCCUCUUCACUGUCCUCAACUGCACUUACUGGUACAUGUUCUACGAGUAUCUUUAGGGCGGAGCGCCCGUCUUUUGCGGAUUGUAGGCGAAUUCUAGAGAAUUUCUGUGUCAUAGAGCAAAAUGGAAUAUUAGAGCACAAUUUCCCCACAACAUAAUGCAACGCGCGCCACCGUGAGAUCCGUCUUCUGCAAAUACAGUAGCUCAAGUUAAGCAGGUGUUGAAUAAGAAGAAGAAAAAUAGAUAAACC